CAGAUCUGGAUGUUUCCCAUCUCUCCCCAUACCAUCGUUGUGAUCCGCUCGUUCCACUAACCAUCCCGACGGGAUUUGCAGUGUUACACGCACAAGACGUGAUACUUGUUCCUGACGCUGCACCCUCUCACCCUCCCUCCGUUCAUUGCGUCCGGAAGGGUUCCCGAUUCCCUUCCCGCGUUCCCCUGACCAGCUGGAAGUGUCGCUGUGUGUGCUCGUCCUGUGCCCGUACUUGUACCAGUGCUAUAGUACUAGUACGCAGCACCCGUGCUAGCCUGGUGGGCCUCCUCCAAUUCGUGGAGAAAUCCGAGAGGCUAUUAUUGAUAUGGAUAUCAUAGAAACUCCGGUAUGUGUACCGGCACCACACUGCACGAUACCUUACUCGAGUGCGCUCGAGAGUUUGUUAACGCGUCGUGCGGUGUCUGCAAGGUCAAGGUCAAGGUCUCCGGCCACUCCUUCAUUUCCCCUGGCUAAUUCCCUCAAAACCAUUCCUCACUAACGGGGUAAAAAACACUUGAAUAACUAUGGUGAACCUGUAUAUAUACCUGCAUGGGAACCGAGGAAACCGAGGAAACCGAAUGUAUAAAGUCAUCCCAUUCUUUUGGAGUCCGCAUAUCAUACCUUUCCACUCUUGCCAGUUCCAACCCUCACUGCUUGAGCCUCUCCCCUUGCCCCGAGUGCUGAGUGCUGUGUGAUCUCGUUGUUUUCGUUUUUCCCCCCUUUGCCAUCCUCACCUAUCCCCCCCCCCCAUACGGCACUCGCCUCUGCCCAUCUCCCCUAACCAAUCACGCUGGCGAUCCAGCAACGUGCGGCUCACAAAAGUUUCGACCGCAGAAUCACACUCCAAAAAAGCAUUGGGGCCGCUCCUUUCUCAUAGCUCUCCAUUACCCCCUCCCCCCCCCAAUUUCUCCCCCCGGAUGUCUUCAAUAUUACUGUCCGUUCUAUCCCUCCUUUUUUUUCCCCUAAUCCCCUCUCCUCUGCGUUAGGUCUCUUUGCUUAUACUCCCCCCACUUCCGCAGUCGCUCUCUCUACCCCGCUGCUCCCGGCUUCUACGCCAUGAACCCCGCCCCGACUGCCCUCCCAGGCCCCUCUUCCUCGUCCACCAGAACUUCUUCGGAGACUAUCACCCGCCCCUCCUCGAGCAAGUCGCUUUCUCCCGCCGAUUUCAAAUCGCCCUCCUACCCGCAAUAUGUCAAAUCUCCUUCUCUUACCGCCUGGUCACCGAAAGGUGGACAAGCAAUGCCAAAGACAACAAGCAACUCACCGCCAGCAAACUCGAAACGCCGUUCGUCGAGACCGCAAACACCGAGGCUACCGUCCUCCUCCUCUUCGCCUCCCUCGGCUUCAAAGACCUCUCACCACCACUCCGCUAUGAACCCUCCAGCCACUCCGGUAGCCGCCCACUCCACCCCAUCCGUCUCAUCUACCCUAUCUCCAGCACCCAAAGCACCUACUGCCUCUUCUGCCCCUACCGAGCGCCAUCCUAAAUCCUCAUCUCCCCCAAAACGCCCUCGGCAUUCAGAUCCUUCGGUCAAAUAUUUACCUUCACUAUACCAGCACUGUCCCACCCAGGAUCUUGUCUACCUGAUAAGCGACAUGCUUCUUGAAUUGGUCGGUUUAAAUGACAAGAUUCCACUAUCCGGUGCUGGUUUGACUAGAUUCCACUCCAGGUACAGUCUGAUCUUCCAGAACCUUCUCCGGAGAUCUCCCGCUGAUUUGUGUAUAUGAUAGAGCGCCCCCGACUAUCUCAAUCCCCGAUUACCUCUCUCGUCUAGCCCACCACGCCUCGCUCCAGCCAUCAAUCCUUCUAUCAAUGGUCUACUACAUUGAUAUACUCUCAACACAUUAUCCUCCGUUCGUUGUCUCCUCACUAACUGUCCAUCGAUUUCUCAUCACAGCUGCGACUGUAGCGACCAAGGGGCUCUGCGACUCGUUUUUGACCAAUGGGUUCUACGCAAAGGUUGGGGGUGUCAGUUUAAUGGAGCUUAAUUUGCUGGAAUUGGAAUUUCUGGUAAGGGUGGGGUGGAGGAUCGUUCCGAAGGGAGAGGUCCUGGAUGAGUACUAUCGAAGCCUGGUUGGCAGGUGUCAAUCGAAAUACGCAAUCUCGGUAGUCACUCUUGACGACGACCAGGAAGCGAGCAACGCUCCCCCCAGACCAAGUUCCAGCUCAACAACGUCUGAGCUACGGCAGGACGCUUCAUCUUCAGCAGGCGAGGGGAGCGAGACGGGCAGGUGACAACGCAUGCGUAAGGAAGGAUUUCCUUAGCCAAGAAAACAAGGCACUAUGUUUAUGUCCCCUUGGACUAUUCCUAUCAUUACUAUAUUUUAUGGCUCGGUCCAUAUCUUGUUUCUCAAACUCAGGAGUUCAUAUUUGGGAAAGAGGGCAUAAGACGUUUGGGGAUCCGGAAUCGUCCUCGAAUUAGAGUAGCACGAUUGGGGGUGUUGGUGAUAGUAAUGGAUUUCAUUUAGUUCGUCCCCUAACCUAACUCGCGCAAGGCAUCGCUAAACGCACGAUGCAAUACUUAGUCGGGAUAUCAUACAUGUGAAUUUUUUUUUCCUAAUCCCCCUUUUUUUAAAAUUUCCCUAUUUUCUUUUCUUUUCCCUCUUACAACGGUUGCUCUAUAACUAUAACCCCUUAAUACAUUCGGACAAGACGAGGCAUAACACCAAUCAGGAACGAUCACUCGCUGACGGUGUGCAAAAGCGGUUCCCCGCCAAUACCCCGCAACAAACAUAG
This is a messenger RNA of Tuber aestivum (summer truffle), 2737 nucleotides long. Lineage: Eukaryota; Fungi; Ascomycota; Pezizomycetes; Pezizales; Tuberaceae. The record is from the annotation of a GenBank genome assembly.